CGCCGCCCCCUUCCCGGCAGACCUGGGCAGACCUGGGUCAGGGUGUCCCUAGGAUCGCCGCGGCACCCUGGGAAACACACCUCCACCUAAGAGAGAACUUCUGGAGCGCGGGCUGAUGGGAUGAAAUCCGUGCGCCUUCGCCACGCGCACAGCCAUUUUCCAUGUAGUUCAUCUCUGGGUAGGGGGCCUCCACGGGCCGGAGUUAGGAAGCCUGUGGUAUGAGGCGUUUUUCCUCCCACAACCGCCUCUUCCGUGCCACCCCUUCUGCAGGUGAGCAGCCCGAGGCCCAGAAAGGGCACCGCCAAGGGCAUCAUGUUCCGGUGCAGCGCCAGCUGUUGUGAGGACAGCCAGGCAUCCAUGCAGCAGGUGCAUCAGUGCAUUGAGCGCUGCCAUGCGCCUCUGGCUCAGGCCCAGGCCCUGGUGACCAGCGAGUUGGAGAAAUUCCAGGAUCGCCUGGCCCGGUGCACCAUGCAUUGCAAUGACAAAGCCAAAGACUCGAUGGAUGCAGGGAGUAAGGAGCUUCAGGUGAAGCGGCAGCUGGAGAGCUGUGUGACCAAGUGUGUGGAUGACCACAUGCACCUCAUCCCAUCCAUGACCAAGAAGAUGAAGGAGUCUCUGUCAUCCAUGGGGAAAUGAGAGUCUUUGCCAAUGCCAUUGGGGAUGAGGGCAGGAAUCCUUACACAAGAGGACUGGGAAUUUUGGUCUUUUAAGUGAAGUUUGUGAAUGAAGUAAUUAAGGAUGGCAGCAAGGUUAAGGAAUAUGUCACCCGCCUCUGAACACUGGUUCCUUUAUAUACUUCAAUCCAUAUAAAGUGAAAUGGAAAAAAACUGGUGCUAACAUUUGUAUCAGAGAUAGCACAGGAGUGUUUUUUAAAGCCUAAGUUUCAUGUGGCAAGUGCUUGUCCUGGCAUUAGGAUGCUCCUUGCCGUACCAAGCCAGAGCCCUCCAACAUACCAGAUUCUUCCUAGUACACAGGUACUAACAGGCUGGCAGUUUCCUCUAACUUGUCUGUUUGAGGAGGGGUAUUUUUUUGUUGCCAGCCUCCUGUUUACCAGAAGUAUCAUCACAGCAUAUUCCAUAAGUUAUAAAACAAAAUCCUUGAGGUCACUAAUUUAGACAGGGAAAAAAAGGUUUCUGGGUCUUUGAUUUACUUGAUUUUGUUUUAUAUACAGUAAAGGCCUGAAAUUGGUUAAGAUGUGGAGUUGUGAGAAAAGGGUACUUCAAAAGGCUCCUUGUGGAUAACCUUAUCUGGCCAUCAAGAUGUAGUUGUUUUUUUUUUCUUGAAAUUCUCACACAUUACAUCUUUUAGCCUGGAGUCCAUGCAAAAACAUGAGAAGUGGUGUGACACCAGGUGUAGGAAGCAGAGCUUCUCUCUGACUGUCAUGAUGACCCCUGAAGCUGUCUACAGAAAGCAAAAGGAUAGUUUUGCAGUGAUGCUGUUCCUUUGAAGGGAAAGGGAGUUUUAAUAGGGAUAUAUACUCAUAUCUGGGAAUGAAUAGUGAAAGAGGAACUGUUGGCUGCUUAAGAGUUGUAAUUACUGGAUUUGGAAAGACCUGGUUUUUCAUGGAACAGAAUGAAGUAAAAGCCUAAACCCUGCUUAGCCCCCUAAAAUAAUAAAUUGUCUUGAGACAAUCCUCUGGUAACAGUAAGGGAGAAAAAGUAAGCAACUCAGGGGCUUGGGUAAGCUGUGAUUCCCUUACUGCAAAGGAGGGGCAGCUCCCAUUACCAAAUACCACAUUGAGCCUGGGGCCUCUGCAACAUGCCAUGUCCCUGCCUCAGCACUGACACCUUAUCAUUUUGACAAGUAUCUUGUCUACCAGCUUAUUACUUGAAGUGAUAGUAUAGCCUGUCUGUUUGCUGUUGCGAGACUGUGAUGUAUUUUCCUAGUGGUUUGGUUUAAAAAAUAAACAAGGUUUAAUUUUUU
This is a messenger RNA of Choloepus didactylus (southern two-toed sloth), 1923 nucleotides long. It is a transcript of the gene TIMCC, whose product is annotated as family with sequence similarity 136 member A. Gene Ontology annotation, cellular component: cytoplasm. NCBI's taxonomy places the organism in Eukaryota, Metazoa, Chordata, Mammalia, Pilosa, Megalonychidae. Bases 313 to 636 code for a protein of 107 amino acids. The record is from RefSeq and is a predicted model, not a curated record. The transcript has 3 exons.